Messenger RNA from Zeugodacus cucurbitae (melon fly), 731 nucleotides. RefSeq names its product snaclec coagulation factor IX/factor X-binding protein subunit A. The record is from RefSeq and is a predicted model, not a curated record. The transcript is spliced from 4 exons. Gene Ontology annotation, biological process: biological process involved in interspecies interaction between organisms. NCBI's taxonomy places the organism in Eukaryota, Metazoa, Arthropoda, Insecta, Diptera, Tephritidae. The coding region runs from base 68 to 565 and encodes 165 amino acids. Gene Ontology annotation, cellular component: external side of plasma membrane. Gene Ontology annotation, molecular function: carbohydrate binding.
GUAUCUCAGUGCUUUUCGAUUAUUUGACUAAAACACUACUCGAUCUAGUAUAAAAAAUAAAAUAGAAAUGUCGUGGAAAAUUGUUUUAUUUCAAGUGCUUAUCUCGAUAUUAUAUUUUGCCAGCCUUUUAGCGCAGCAAGGCGAAUAUAAAUUUUCCACUAAAGAUGCUGACUACAUAAUUGUUAACGAAAUGAAAACUUGGCAAGACGCCAUUAAAUAUUGUAAAGAACAAAAGCAAAUGCAGCUAGUUUCUUUCGAGACACAAGAGAAAACCGUUAAAUUUCUUAUAUAUUUAUAUAAAAGAGAUUUUCUACAAAGUAAAAAAGUUCAUCCAAGUAGUACGGUAGUAUUUGCUUAUUGGACGUCCGGCAACAAUUUAGAUAAUCCCGAACAAUUCAUAUGGGAGACCGCUAAUCAGCCGAUAGAAUAUUUUCAUUGGCUGAAUAAAGUUGAAGAGGCACCAGGUGGUAAGGGCUGCAUUUUGAUGGGUCUAACGACUUUUGGCCGUUGGACAAAUGCAUCGUGUGAGACACCGAAUCUUUUUAUUUGCGAGAGUCCUCACUAAAUGUUUAUAUGCAAUAUUUGUGAAACAAUAAUUAUUUGAAGAAUUGAAAAUAUAGUUUUUUUGUUCAAAAAUAGUAAGUCAAAACCAUUAAUUUUGAAAUAAAUUUUUUGGACAUCUUUAUUACAUCUAUUUUUGAAUAAAUUAUUAAUCCCAAAAUUUUCCGAAA